AUGCAGCCCUACGUCUUCCCCUCCACCCUCGAGAGCGAGUUCGUCGGCGGCUGCCACGAGGGGCCCAAGGCGGAGGCGCCGGGCAUUGCCACUGCCAGCUACGUCGAUCCUCCACCGAUAACGUCCGCCUCGGAGCGGCGCUUCAAGGAGCUGCGCUACAAGUUCUUCUUCAAGGCGGCCGUCGCGCGCGAGCGGGCGGUGGCGGAGCGCGCGGAGCGGCGGGCAGCCUACGCCGAGCGCGCCGCGGCGCAGCGGGCGGCGGAAGGGGGCGCGUAUGUGGAACGCGUGACGGCGGCGCAUCUGCACAAGAUCGAGAAGAUCAGGGCGGAGGCGCUGCGCGGCCGCGGCAAGCGCGGGAGGAAGAAGAGGAAGCUUCGGGCGGUGGGUGCAUGA
Molecule: messenger RNA, 393 nt
Organism: Emiliania huxleyi CCMP1516
Lineage: Eukaryota; Haptophyta; Isochrysidales; Noelaerhabdaceae
Exons: 5
Coding region: 1-393 (130 amino acids)
Source: RefSeq, a predicted model, not a curated record